GACCCGGGUGGGGGGUGGGCGGCCGGCAGACCCCCGCCCCCUUCCCUGGGCGCGCCCCGGGGUUCCCAGGCGAGGUUGGGCCUGGGGUCGGGGGUGGAGUCCAGGGCCCCGGCCCUGCCCAGCGGGCGGGCUUAGGCCUUGGAGCCACGCUGCCGCGGCGGGGCCAAUCGGGGAUCUGGGGCGCUCCUGGGCCGUCUUUCCCGGCCCACGGCUUCCUCCAGCAGCCGCCCAAGCCCUCGGGCUCCCGGCCACCCCCGGCCCCUAAUCGGGCCGGGCCUCCAGGCGGCGGCGACGGCAGCAGUCCCGCGAGUGGCGGCGCGGCAAGAGUGCCAGGAAAGGCUACCAGCAAGAGGAAGAGGUCGCAACCAGGGUCCCAGGGCCCAAGGGAAGCAGGCAGAAGACGCCAGGAAGACCUUGGGCUGCUCUGCCUCGUGGCCUCCAGUGAUACACACAGAAAUCACACAGAGAGGAAGAUGGGUCCCAUCUGACCUCACCCAUCUUGCUCUCUUGGUGGGGGGUAUCACGGGGCUGGGGCGCGGUGCCCAGUGGACAGCCUUGGACACAAAAGGCUCCAACUGACUCAGAUUAUCAGGAAAAGGAGAGGCCAACAGGAGGUGCUUCUCAGGGACUCUGGAGACUCCUUUUCCUCUUCCCAGGCCUCUGCCCAUCCACGGAACAGCUUGUGUUCAUUAGUUAGACUUCUUUUCCUCAGUUGAGUUCUCUGCCCACCCUAUGAGGACAGUGUUUGUGAUCCCAUUUUACAAAGGAGCAAACUGAAGAUCAGCAUAAUUUCCUAAAUUCUGCCUAAAUUCCCACCCUACUUGGGAGGUGGCAGAGCAUGGGGUGGAACCUGGCUGUCCAACUCUCCAACCGCAAGAUUGUCUUCGGAAUCACCCGGGCUCAUUUCUUUCAUAACCCUCCUGUGUGACUCCCGCCUAGCAUGUGAAUCUGAGCUCAUCGUGGGAUGGCAGCCUGGGCCUCAUACUUGUCAUGGCUUAGGAGAUGAUGAGGAUGCAAGAGGCCAGGGUUUGCAGCCCUGUCUAAAACCCAUGUGACUCUUUGAGGUUGCUGUUUUUCUGUUUUCCUUUGUCUUGAAAUAAUUACAUGUUCAUUGUCAAAAAUGGGAGGUAUCAAGUGAAAAACAAGCAUAGGCCUUAAUCCUCACCUCACAUUCCCAGGUUGAACUCACCAUUGGGCUUCCAGCUGCUUUUUUACACAUGCAAACCUCUGUGCCUCCAGCCAGCUGUCCAUCCAAACAUUCUUUCAUUCGCUGAGCUCUACCCUGAGCUCCGUUAUGUGCUAGGCCUAGGGUGGAAUCUGCAUUGUUAAAGAAAGUGAUGCUAUUCUUGCUCAGGGAAGUUCUAUUGUGAAGUAAAGAAAACAGAUCUGGUGCAAUGAAUAACAGGAACCUCCUUCAGGUGGCAGACUUGUGCUGUAGUUUUCCUUCAAGGGCAACCAGGAAAAAGAGGUGUUACCUGUACUAUCCAGGAAGAUGGAACUGUGCUUGCAAAAAUCUUGUGAGGUAGCCAGGCGUGGUGAUGCACACCUGCAAUCUCAGCACUCUGGAGGCUGAGGUAAGAGCAUUGGAAACUCAAGCCCAGCCUGGACAACAUGGUGAGAUCGUCUCAAAAUAGAGGAUAAAAAGGCUGGAGAUAUAGCUCAGCAUGAAGGCCCUGGGUUCAAUCCCCACCAUCACCCUUACCCCAUAACAUGGAGGGCGUGGGCAAAAGGGAAAGGGGAGAGAUCAGUGGGGAGGCUGUGCGUCAUUCAGCAGGAGCUGAUGAUGGGUAGAAGCAAAAGGUGGAGAGAAAUAGAGCAAGAUGUAUCAGGUGUAGCCUACUCUGAGACCACAGCCUGAAGACCAAAAUGAGCGGCUGAAGACCAAAAUGAAAAACUGACCCACAUAGUUGGGAAAUCUAGUUGUACAGUGUGCAGGUAUCAUCAGGGUUUACGUUGUGGUUUUAGGCUCUGGCUGUCAUCUCUGCCUCUCCUAAUUUGUUGGGUUCAAUUCUUUAGAUUGCCAGUGACUGGCUGCUGGCCAGACAGCCCCAGAGCUACCCUUCCUGGCAACCUUGGCGAGAAAGAGGCUUUCUUGCCUGCUCCAGGCGCGGGAGGUCCCUGAUUGGGUGCAGCUUGGAUGCCAGCCCACUCCUGAUGAGCCGCUCACUGGUCAGGGCGAGGCAGGCAGUGGGUUCUCUGGCCGGGCCAGCCUUCCACCGUGGAGAGCCCAGCUGUCAGCUGCCUCACAGGAAGAUGCUGCGUGGACCCGGCAGCCCCGGCAGGGAUGUGCGUGUGGGUGCAGCCCUGGGCCUGCUGUGCCUCUGCCUCACAGGAGCCGUGGACGUCCAGGUGCCUGAGGACCCCGUGGUGGCGCUGGUGGGCACCGACGCCACCCUGCGCUGCUCCUUCUCCCCGGAACCCGACUUCAGCCUCACGCAGCUCAACCUCAUCUGGCAGCUGACCGACACCAAGCAGCUGGUGCACAGCUUCGCCGAGGGCCGCGACCAGGGCAGCGCCUACGCCAACCGCACGAUGCUGUUCCCAGAGCUGCUGGCACGUGGCAACGCGUCGCUGAGGCUACAGCGCGUGCGCGUGGCCGACGAGGGCAGCUUCACCUGCUUCGUGAGCAUCAGAGACUCUGGCAGCGCCGCCGUCAGCCUGCAGGUGGCGGCUCCCUACUCGAAGCCCAGCAUGACCUUGGAGCCCAACAAGGACCUGCAGCCAGGGGACCUAGUGACCAUCACGUGCUCCAGCUACCGGGGCUACCCCAAGGCCGAGGUGUUGUGGUGGGACGGGCAGGGCACGCUCUUGACCGGCAACGUGACCACGUCGCAGAUGGCCAACGAGCAGGGCCUGUUCGACGUGCACAGCGUGCUGCGGGUGAUGCUGGGAGUGAAUGGCACCUACAGCUGCCUGGUGCGCAACUCAGUGCUGCAGCAGGACGCCCACAGCUCGGUCACUAUCACACCCCACAGGGGCCCCGCAGGAGCUGUGGACGUCCAGGUGCCUGAGGACCCCGUGGUGGCGCUGGUGGGCACCGACGCCACCCUGCGCUGCUCCUUCUCCCCGGAACCCGACUUCAGCCUCACGCAGCUCAACCUCAUCUGGCAGCUGACCGACACCAAGCAGCUGGUGCACAGCUUCGCCGAGGGCCGCGACCAGGGCAGCGCCUACGCCAACCGCACGAUGCUGUUCCCAGAGCUGCUGGCACGUGGCAACGCGUCGCUGAGGCUACAGCGCGUGCGCGUGGCCGACGAGGGCAGCUUCACCUGCUUCGUGAGCAUCAGAGACUUUGGCAGCGCCGCCGUCAGCCUGCAGGUGGCGGCUCCCUACUCGAAGCCCAGCAUGACCUUGGAGCCCAACAAGGACCUGCGGCCAGGGGACCUGGUGACCAUCACGUGCUCCAGCUACCGGGGCUACCCGGAGGCUGAGGUGUUGUGGCGGGACGGGCAGGGCACGCUCUUGACCGGCAACGUGACCACGUCGCAGAUGGCCAACGAGCAGGGCCUGUUCGACGUGCACAGCGUGCUGCGGGUGAUGCUGGGAGUGAAUGGCACCUACAGCUGCCUGGUGCGCAACCCAGUGCUGCAGCAGGACGCGCACGGCUCGGUCACCAUCACGGGGCAGCCCAUGACGUUUCCUCCAGAGGCCUUGUGGGUGACGGUGGGGCUCUCCAUCUGUCUCAUCGUACUGCUGGUGGCCCUGGCCUUCGUGUGCUGGAGGAAGAUCAAACAGAGCUGUGAGGAGGAGAACUCAGGGGCUGAGGAUCAGGAUGGGGACAGAGAAGGCUCCAAGACAGGUGAGUCUGGGCUCAGAGGUGGCUCUCUCGACAUGGUUGGAGGUCAUGGGAAAGGAGAGAAGACUUCAGGAACUGGAAGGGCCAGCCCUGCGGCCUCUGAAACACUCAGAAAGCAAAGAAGGAGAUGCAGACGAUGGACAUGAAAUUGCCUGACCAGGAGCCGUGGCCCCUGUUUGGGGGGCUUUACCCUCCGGCUGCACUGGGGCCUCAGAGUGAGCCCUGCCCCCACCCACGGGACGAGCUCUACCCAUCUCCAGGGCACGCGGUACACAGACCACCCUGAGGCCUUGCUUCUCUAAGAGACACGGUGCCCAAGUCCUCCUGCUGCCUUAUUUGUAGCAGACACAGUACACAGAGCACACCACCGCCUCCAAGCCACACGGAACGCCUGACUGCCUUUUUUCUACAAAAGACACAGCCUUUAGGUGCACCCCUGCCUUAUUUCUCCAAGACACACUACAUGGUCACCUCCUGCCUUGUCUUCUGGUGGCCCUGUGCACCAGUUCCCUUUUCUCAGCCCUUUCCCAACCUGCGUGGGAUCCGACGCCUCAGCAGCCUCAAGUUGAGCCUGCCUCGUCUGUUCCUCCUGCUCCUGGCCUGCACUUGGCUUUACUGCUAUGCCCAGGGGCUCCAGGCACCCUCCCUGCCCACUGUGCAUGCUGGGCCAUGCACACCCCCCAUCUGCAUGCCACCUACCCCCUCGGGAAGCAGGUGCUGGUCAUGCUGGUUCUCUGGGAAUCUGCAGAGGACGUCCUCGGGGGCAGCUUUCCACCCCCUCACCAUCCCUACACUGUACCCAGAGCAUGAGGUGGGCCAGAAGCCCAGGAAGAGCCCUGGCCUCACUGGAGAAUGAGAAGACUUCUAAGGGUCUUUCCAGGGUGAACUGGUAGGCAGGUAGCCACGACCCUCCACAUCAGUCCUUGCUGCUGGUAGGAGCCCAGGGCAAGCAGGAUGUUGGGGACACACAGGGGACUGUCUCCCACCAUGGUGCUAUCGGGGCCUGGCUAUUGAAGACACCUCCUGGCUUGUCCGUGGCCAGCCCCCAGCUGUGGGAGAGUGGGGCCUCUGAGUCCUGUGUCCUGUGGGCCUCUCUGGCACCCCCAGGAGGAGGACGUGAAGAUGUCUAAUUUAAAUGUGGGACUCUGUAUUGGGGGUGGAUCUGGGGAAAAUAAAUGCUUUUGUCAAAA
Molecule: messenger RNA, 4986 nt
Organism: Cavia porcellus (domestic guinea pig)
Lineage: Eukaryota; Metazoa; Chordata; Mammalia; Rodentia; Caviidae
Gene: Cd276
Product: CD276 molecule
Exons: 12
Coding region: 2155-3942 (595 amino acids)
Biological process (GO): T cell receptor signaling pathway; regulation of cytokine production
Cellular component (GO): external side of plasma membrane
Molecular function (GO): signaling receptor binding
Source: RefSeq, a predicted model, not a curated record